UCCGCAGAUGGGUAAAAGUACCCAAUCAGAGUUUAUUUUCCUUCAUUUUCUCUUCUUCUUCGGUCAGAAUAAAUCACUUGUUCAGGGUCGGAAGGUGCUUGAAAAACAAGAAACUUUAUUUAAAAUAAUACUUAAUGAUAAUUAUUUGAAUACUUCAUAGAUUCUGCAUGUAAAUGUAGUUUAAAUAACCCUACAGCACUGCCAAGAACAUUCAAAUGAACGGCCAAAAACACUGUGACAGUAGCAUGCUUGUCCUUAUUAUUGUAGGAGAGCCCACAGCAUGAUAAAUAAUGACCAAUAAUGAUUGUGUCUGCAGUGAUCUCAGCUGACCUGUGCAGGUACACAUUAUGAGUGCGGUCUCAUGGUGGAUGUUUAGUUCUUCAUACUUUUUUUAUUCCCGCUUGGUCUCGUACUGACUGUUUAUGACUGGUGCGUGUUUGUGAUUUGUCAAGCCUCUUCUUACUGACUGUUUUUCAGUUUAGUGAGUCUGAACAGCUGCAGCAUCCAAUCAGUGAGUGAUCUUUUACAUGGGGGUGUGUCGCUCAGUGAAGGCCGCUCUUAUGUAUCCUCUGUUGUUGCUCCUCCGACUUUCCUCCUCUCUCCUCCAAGGGUCAUGGGACGCCCCUGAUAAUGGCAGGUCUUGAACUUCCUCUGGUUUGCAGGAGGACUAAGGAGACCAUAUUUAGAGACCUGACACACACAGGGACGUCUCUGUUCAGCAUUGUAACAUACUCCUUUAAACCUGUUGUCAGCCGUUUAGCGUGCAUAAAGGAUGCGAUUGCUUCAGCUCUCCCUGAUGUGCACUGAGGGAAAGGAAAAUGUUGUUUGCAGCUUAGCAACAUCUAGUUGCAGCCCCUCUUUCACACAGUUGCAUCUCUCUGAUAUUUACUGUAACAUAAACCUGUCUUUAACAUUUCCUUUCAACACACUCCAAGGACUGGCUUUAAGCACCAGCGUUUCCUGGAUAGCUUCACUUCCCAGACCUUAAAAGAUCAAUCAGCAAACUGAAAGACUGAUUGACUUGCAGGAUCCAUCUCGUCUCCUCUCAAGCAGACUGCUGCUCCUUUCUUCUUCCAGAGGGACGCUGAUGAGACCCGGGAUGUAAUUUAUUUCCACAGUAACAGCUUCUGCUCAACAUAAAGGGGUGAGAGGAGAAUCAUUCGGCUGAGCAGUCAGGGAUGGAAAUGACUGCGUUUAUCUGAGCAGCGGGUCGACUACAGGCGAGGAGAGAGGUAGGAGUGAGGAGAGGAGAAGUCAUGUGUGAGAACAAAGAAGGAAGCAAACAACCAGUCCAUGGUCAUCACAGAAAACUCCAUCCUCCAAUUAAAAGUGAGUUUACUUUCUGGGGUAGUUCUGUCAAGUAACACAGGAGUUAUCAGUCUUUUGCCAUCGAUUUGACCCGCUGUUUGACCGCAUGUAGAGGCCUGUUGUGCAGGAAACACGGCCUUAGAGUCUCCUUCUCAUGAAAAUAUCAAUACUUUUGUCUUAGUUAAAGUUUUAGAGAGAUGGAGGCAGCUGGAGGGGUUGAUGGACAGGCAAAAGACUGUUUGUUUUGGGGUAGAUAGGAGAUAAAAGUGAAAACUUUGGGAUUUAUAAAACUUAUAAAACUCCACACCUUCUCCUUGUCCACAACAUCAUGUCUACCUUGGAACUGAAGUUACCAUCCAACAGGCAGGACUCUGGAGUGGAAAUCACAGCAUGGACUUAGAAUCACUUCAAAAACCAUUGACUGUGACCACAGUUCAUCACUAAUAAGGUUCAAACUAAAACAUGAUAGAGGGGCCCAGAUAGAAACAGGAUCCAGAACCACCAGAGACUUCUCUAGACCUGAGUCCAUUAAAGGUGGACUGAGGGGGAGAGGAGAACUGUCCUGAGGUCUGUGACAUCCAAAUCUGACAUUCUUAUGGAAAGCAAAACUAGACUUACUGAGUCCAGUUAUAAUUCAACGAAGAAUUGGAAAUCAUAGAUGCUGCAUCCUGGAUCCAGAACCACCAGAGACUUCUCUGGACCUGAGUCCAUUUGAUAUUCUUUUGGAAAUCAUGGAUGCAGCAUCUCUUGCUUUACUGAGGACCACUUUUUUAAAAUGAGCACACAAAGACCAGCAUUCUUGAUGUAACAAGGAUGCACCGUCAAACCAUCAAAAUCUGUUUAAUGAACAUGUGACUGAGCGCCUCAGCCCUUAGAGGAGUCAGGGUGGUAGUUUGGGGGUUUGAAUGUUGGUAUUGUUCAGCUCCAGGACCAUGCACUGUCAUACAGAGCACACAGUCCUAACUGUCCUUGUUGAUCAGUUGACCUCCCCUUGUUCGGGCUAGGGAUGACAUAUCAAUACCCUCCUCUUAUUCCAUUUAUCAAUAGCCCCACUGCUUAAUAACACCAUCAGAUUCACUGAUCAAUACCUGACUGUUGUAUCAAAUUAGAGCUCUUUGUUAUCAAUACACCAGGCUGUGUAUUCAAUUAGAAAGAAGGGCGGAUCAAUGACCAGCAGCCACUGCAGCCAAUCCCAGAACCAGACGCCAUCCUGACAAAUGAUAACUCAGAUGGAUCAAUAGGUUGUUCUGAUGGUGUCUAUGCAUUGCUGGUUGUUACCGCUGGAUCAUCUGACUGAUAAAAGAGUUUAUUUUGGUACAGAUUAAUUUCUGGAAUAACUGAUUCACCAGUUUGGUAUAAACUUUAGAGACUGAUUGCACCGCCUCACCGGGUUUCUCACAUUGUGAACAUUACCUGGUGUUUCCCUAAGAAGACACGACAGUCUCUGUAGAGAUCUCAUUUUGUCUCAGUGACAUCCACCUUCAGCUAUCAUCAAAGUUACCCUCCAUUAGGGUCUUAGUGUGGAUGCAAGAAGUCCGUGUUUGAACUCAUACAGAUAUUUAUCUUUAAUGGGAUGUAGAGGUGCAGUUAUUGGGUGGUUUACUUUGUCACUUUACUUUCCUCUGCAGCGUGAUACUAACACUCCCUGCAGAGUGAUAGAUCUUGCAGCAGGUUUCCAUCACUGCACACACACUUCUGUGUUUCAGGUGUUUUUUACAUAGUUUAGUUGUACAGAUGUCUGUUCAUCUUGCCGGAAUGAAGAUACAGAGAGAUGUUUCUGUAGAAAGUUUUUACUCAUCAGUUUUUACUGAGAGAAAACGCUAUAGUAGGCUCCUGACCAAGGUACGGUGGCUGAGAAGUGCAAACCAAAAUUACAAAAUUUGAAACACUUUUACAAACUUUAAAUAAAUGUAUAUCUUACAAAGCAUUUUUACAAUUAAAAAAUAUUGUAACUAGCAAAACACUUUUACCAAGGACAAAACAAAUUUCCAAAAUGCAAAACUCUUUCACAAAUCCUGAGACAAAUUUACAAAUUACAGAAUUUCAACGGAUAGGGAAUGUGCCAGACACCAAACGUGACCCGAAAGUGAUUACCUGGAGGUCAGUCAAUUUGUCCGCGAGUUCCAAUCUGAUGGUGUAAAUUACUGUAUUUGCAGAGGAAUAAUUCUUUCUGCAAUACAGUACGGCAUUAUUUAGCUUACUUUUGAAAGUACACAAGCUGAUGUUAAUGCUGUGUAAACUUGCCAUCAUGCCCACAAUUACACUGUAGGAGUGGCGCUCGGUGAGACAAUUUGCGCGAUGACCCAUAACAUCUGGUCCGUCUGUUUCCUCCACGUUGUCCAGAGACCGUCCACACACAAAAUCACGUUACUUGGCUUAAGUUGGUUCCACAAAACGGACAAAGCAUAAUUCCCUCACCAUUAACGAUUUGUAAACUCAUAAAAACUCCUUACAUUUCAUGCCGCGUGUCUUUCCUCAACACCUCUCGUCAAGACAAACCGACUGACCUCCAGGUAAUCAUUUCUGGGUCAUGUUCGGUAUUUGGCACAUUCCCUUUCUGUUGAAAUUUUGUAAUUUGUAAAUUUGUUUCAAAGCUGUAAAAGUGUUAUGCAUUUUGUAAAUUUGUUUUCUCCCUCGUAAGUGUUUCGCUAGGUACAUUGUUUUGUUUUAAGUGUAAAAAUGUUUUGUAAAAUUUAUUCAAAGGUUGUAAAAGUGUUUCAGAUUUUGUAAUUUUGAUUUGCACUUCCCAGCCAACGUACCAAGGCUCCUUUCCCCCCUGACAUCUCUUCCUGUCAGAUUGAGGCAGAUCUGACAGUUAAUGCACACAGUCAAAUACAGUCAUACAGUCCAGCAGUAAAAAUAUGAGCAAAGAUCCGGUUAAUAGCAGAUCUGAACUUUUCUGUCUGAUGUUUUCUUUCUGCAGAUCUCAGUCAUUAAUAAAGUUUGUUUAUAUCAGAGUUUCUCUUGAUUUGUAAAGACACAAUUUGUUUCUAAUGUUGUUGGAAUAAUUUAGCAGAUUUAACACUAAAUCACAUCAUCUGCAUAUUUUAUAGUGUCCUGUGUGUUUCGCUGCGUGCUCAGAAGAGAGGUCACAAAGCUGAAAACUGUAGUGUAAAAAGUAACACCCCCUCAUUACAGGUUUUCCUGAUUCUUAAAGGGGAUGGCAGGUGACAUGCUGAUUAUUUUUAAUCACGUUACACCAAAAAUACACUUCUGUGUCCAUGAAGAACAUUAAUCCAACAAUUUUGUCUUCAUUUAUAACCAGUCCAUGUGUUGUUUCUGUGCAAAGACAUCUGACUGGGCUCUGACUCCCAACAGUGUUAGAGCCCAGUGAUGGUAAAUGAAAAGACUGUAAACUCAUGAUGAAGUCUCUCCACGACAGCUACACCCGUCUAAAAUCAAGAAAAACAGGUUUAUGAUUCACUGAAAUGUUUUAUGUAUGAAUAAAAGCAGUGACGCUGCAGUUUGGGAACACUUUCACUUUUGUUUCAGACCGUCUGCUGGCUGUGUUUUUACUCUUUACUCAGAGGGGACAUGGCUCUGCAAGCAGAAAAGGAUCUCACCUGUCCUAUCUGCCAUGACAUCUUCAAUAAUCCUGUUGUCCUGUCCUGCAGUCACAGCUUCUGUAAGGACUGUCUGAGAGGCUGGUGGACGGAGAAGCUCAUUCACGAGUGUCCUCUCUGUAAGGAAAUAGCUUUUUCCAGCAAUCCACCUCUUAACCUGGCUCUGAAGAACCUGUGUGAGGAUUUUUUACAGCACAGAGAUCAGAGACCUUCAGCCGAGUCUGACGCUGUCUGCAGUCUGCACUCUGAGAAACUGCAGUUAUUCUGUCUGACCCAUCAGCAGCCGGUUUGUGUCGUCUGUCUUCACUCAGAUGCUCAUGCUGGACACAAAAUCAGGACCAUCAGAGAGGUGGCACAGGACCACAAAGUGGAGCUCCGUAAAAUCCUCAAACCUGUGAGAGAGAAGCUGAAGACCUUUGAAGGGGUGAAAGAAAACUGUGACCAAACAGCAGAAUACAUUCAGGUCCAGGCCAGAAACACCGAGAGGCAGAUCCAGGAGCAGUUCAGGAAGCUUCAUCAGUUUCUGAAGGAGGAAGAGGAGGCCAGGCUGUCUGCUCUGAGGGAGGAAGCAAAGAGAAAGAGUAAAGUGAUGAAGGAGAAGACAGAGGGUCUGAGCAGAGAGAUAGCAGCUCUUUCAGAAACAAUCCGGGUCACCCAGGACAGAAUAAAAGCUGACGAUGUCUCCUUCAUGCAUGACUACAAUGCUGCAGUGAGUAGAGUCCAGCAGCGCCCCCUGCAGGCUGAUCCAGAGCUGGUCUCAGGAGCUUUGAUAGACCAGGCCAAACACCUAAGCAACCUGAGCUUAAACACCUGGAAAAAGAUGAAAAAGAUUGUGUCCCACUCUGCUGUGACUCUGGAUCCAAACUCGGCUCAUCCAGACCUGGUUCUGUCUCAGGAUCUGACCAGCCUCUACUGUGGAGAGAGACAGAGGCUCCCCAACAACCCAGAGAGGUUUGAUUCCUGCAUCUCUGUCCUGGGCUCUGAGGGCUUCAACUCGGGGACACACAGCUGGUGCGUCAUGGUCAGGGGCAGCCCCACCUGGAUUCUGGGUGUAGCAGCAGAAUCAGUCAGAAGAAAAGGAGACGUGGCCAUAAAGUCCGGGCUGUGGAGGAUCCUGUUUCACAGGAACAAGUACACAGCGUGGUCUCCAACUGGUCCAGAGGCUGAAACAGGAGCUCUCCUCUCAGUGAAGAACCUGAGCUGCAUCAGGGUGGAGCUGGACUAUGACAGAGGGAUGUUAUCCUUCCACAACAAUGAGAACAACACACACCUCCACACGUUCACUCAGCCCUUUACAGAGAAGAUGUUCCCUUACUUCAACACCAACGCAGCAGCUCUGGUGGAGAUCAACUGAAGGUUGUCCAGAAACACAAACCUGAGGCCUCUCUCCUGAUUAAUGUUGGUUUCACGUGUGAGGGAAAAGAUCUCAACUCGCUGAAAUAGGAGAGAUCCAGGUGAUUAAAGAGAAAUAGGAGAGGUCCAGGUGAUUGAAGCAUAGUCUCUGAUUGGCUUUAAGAAUCAGCUGACCACACUGACCCUCCAGAGUUAACAGUGAAACUUUGAGCAUGCUAGUUUUCCAGUUUAGUCAGAUAGAUCUUUAUGUGUCAGCCAUGGGGCUUGUUACAGUACACAUUAUCCACUGUGUCAUGUAUGCUAGCUUAGUUUUCACUACUGGUGUGAGGGUUGACACUCUGAGCGUACAAACAUGUAUGGCUGCUCUUUGUGAUCAUUAUCACAUCAUUUCCACUUUUCUUUAGCAUACCUGUCUGCUCAUGUAUAACAGGUCCAUGUAUCAGGAGAAGGGACGUUGUCAUAUGUGUUAUAUUUAUGGAAAACACAUACAGGAUAUAUGUUAGUGUAGAUGUCUAGAAAAUAUAUGAAAAGACCUUCAUAAAAAUCAAUGUUGGCAUAAAUUUGAAAUGUCUGUGUGGGAUGUUUAAAAUUUUUGUCCCAAAAUGUUAAUAAUAUAAGUUAAAUGUAUGGACGCAAGUAUAACAAUAAAUACAUUUAUGUUGAAUUCAUAGAUGAUAUCACGUGUUUUGUCCAUGUAUGUCAAACAUAUGUGUUUUGAUCAUAUACGUAAAACUGAUUUUGGAGUUUUAUGUUUUCUUUAUCUCUGUAGAAAAAUUGUUUGAUGUUUAUAUAUAGAUAUAUUUUUAACAAAUCUUUUUAGUUCAUUACAAUUUGAAACUAUAUAUUUGAUCAGAAAUGUUGAUAAAAUAUGUUAAAGUGAUAUAAAAAAUGUUGUCAUUUAUGAAAAAAAAAAUCAUCCUGUAUAGGUGCUUUGGAGUCAAUAUUGAAUUUCCCUCUAGGAUUAAUAAAGUAUGUAUGUAUCUAUCUGUCUGUCUGUCUGUCUCAUAAGCAAAUAACAUGUACGUCCACAACCCUAAACUCUGUAUUACAAACUCUAUACACUGUGUGCACAAUUAUUAGGCAAGUUGUAUUUUUGAGGAUAAAUUUUAUUUUUCAACAACUGCAGUGCUCUCAGUCAAUCCAAAAUAUUAAUAAACCUCAAACCUGAAUAUUUAAGGGGGUAAAAGUGAGAUUUUGACUUCCUUAGGAGAAUAUCUAUGUGUGCACAAUUAUUGGGGGCAGCUAUUAGUGUGCAGAAUUAUUAUGCAACUAAAUUAAAAAUGAAAAAUUUUCCAUCUCACUUGUUUAUUUUCACUUGUUAAAGUGAGAAUGAUAAACAAACAACUCAAUUUACAAAUAAAAAUAGUAGAAAUUAAAAAAAAAAAAUCUGUGACCAAUAUAGCCACCCUUCUUUUCAUUAACAGUCAUAAGCUUUCCAUUAAUGGAGUCUUUCAGUUUCUUGAUCUGUUGAUGAUCAACUUUUUGUGUUGCAGUAACCAAAGCCUUCCAGACACUGUUCCAGACACUGUUCAGAGAGGUGUACUUUCUUCCUUCACUGUAAAUUUCCCGUUUAAGAAGGGCUCACAAGUUCUCAACAGGGUUUAGGUCAGGUGAAGAAGAAGGCCACGUCAUUAUUCUUUCGUUUUUAAGGCCUUUACUGGCGAGCCACAUAGUGGAGUACUUUGUUGCAUGCAAUGGAGCAUUGUUCUGCAUCAAAAUCAUCGUCUUCUCAAAACUGGCAUUGGAUUUGGGAGUUGAUUUUAAGUCCAUCUUCAACUCGAAAAGGUCCACCUAGCUCAUCUUUAAUAAUACCAGCCCAUACCAGUACCCCGCCUCCACCUUGCUGGUGUCUGAUUCGAAGUGGAGCUCUGUGCCCAUUACUGAUCCAGUCGCGGGUCCAUCCAUCUGGUCUGUCAAGAGUCACUCUCAUCCCAUCAGUCCAUAAAACCUUUGAAAAAUCUCUCUUCAGAUAUUUCUUGGCCAAGUCUUGAC
This is a messenger RNA of Xyrichtys novacula (pearly razorfish), 8216 nucleotides long. The record is from the annotation of a GenBank genome assembly. Lineage: Eukaryota; Metazoa; Chordata; Actinopteri; Labriformes; Labridae.